GCUGAGAGUGAAGAUGAGUCCUUCUGCAGUGGUGACAGAGGGUCAGAGAGUCACACUGACCUGCAGUACCAGCUGUCCUCUGACUGACAACACAAACUACAUUUGGUACUUGAACAGUCGACCUCUGACCCCGAGAGAGAACCAGAACAAACAUCUGAUCCUAGACCCAGUCAGCAGGGAGGAUGCAGGAAGCUACUCCUGUGCUGUGAAAACCAACAAAGAUAUCAGCUCUGCUCCAAAGACUCUCACUGUCCAAAGUAUCACAGGAACAUGGACACCAGCAGCUGCAGGAGUUUCUGCAGCUCUGCUGCUUUUAAUACUUCUCACUGUCUGCUGGUGUGUUAAGAAAAAGAGAACUUCUUCUCAGUCUCCAGGUCUGACCAAAUUGAACAGCUCAGUCCUGGUCCUGUGUAUGAAAACAUCCCAGCACAAUCGAAACAGGAGGAUGAAGUCCACUACAGCAGGGUCAACUUCAGAAACAAACAUGUGGUUCCUCUUUAUUCUACCGUACAGUCAGAUCAGCCCAGACAACAGGAGUGUUCUCAUUAUGCUGCUGUCAGAUUCAGCUCUGAUGGAGCAUCUGGUGUCACUCCAGCAGGCACAGACAGACUUACUCUACUGUGAAAGUUUGAGAGAGAUGUCGUGGUCAAUAACUGCUUAUCCAAUUCAGGGUUGUCAUGGCAGAGUACAACCUGAAGAGGUCACCAGAAACUCAGCCAACCUAAUCUUGUUGACAGCUGUUACUAUGAAUGAUGUGUGCAUAGUGUGAUACGCUUCACUGAGCCUUACUGUGUUACUCUC
This is a messenger RNA of Oreochromis aureus, 801 nucleotides long. RefSeq lists its product as uncharacterized. The record is from RefSeq and is a predicted model, not a curated record. NCBI's taxonomy places the organism in Eukaryota, Metazoa, Chordata, Actinopteri, Cichliformes, Cichlidae. The transcript is spliced from 3 exons. Bases 14 to 769 code for a protein of 251 amino acids.